AUGCUGCUGACAGAUUUGGAUCUAAACAAACUGUCGAAACUAGCAUCACAACAAAUAGACCACGUAACUUGUAUAGAAUGUUGUAAGUAUUAUACAGUACCCACAACAGCAGCCUGUGGUCACUCAUUGUGUAAUUCUUGCUGGCGCGGUCGUAGAAUCUGUGCUUCUUGUGGAAAAUCUAUCGAGAAGAAAAAUCUAAAAUUAAAUAUUCCACUCCAGACUCUCACUGAACAUAUUUCAAGUCUAUCUAAAACCUUAGAAGACCUCUUUAAUAUUAAGUUGGAUGAGUAUUUACUAGAUUCACCCAUAGAAAAUCAAGAUGAACCAAAUAAGAAUGUUAAAGAAUGGUUGGCAAGUUCACAAAACCAGUUUUCAGCUCCUAUUACAAAUUCUACCCAAUCAACUCAAGGACAGAUAGAAGCAGAAAAAGUUACUAGUGAAAUACAAGUUCAUUCUGUUAAUAAAAGAAAUUCAAAUCAUAAAGAAGUUAUUCAUAUUCCGCUUAUACAAGAUGACUGGGACAACAUAGAAGAAAUGCCCGAGACAGACAAAAAUACUAAUAAGAAUCAAGAAAAUGUUGUCGGUCCUAUGGAUAUUGAACCUUUUGAAUUUAUGAUGGAUGAUGAGUAUAAUGCUAAUAAUCUUCGACGUAGCUUAAGGAACAAAGAUAAUAAGUCUCCUAACAGUGAGCUUAAACAGGAUUUCCAACAAGAUAAAAUAAUGAGUGGAGACACAAAUAAAACAUCUGAAAAAAGUAGCCUCAAGGUAGCUAAAACUUGGACUAAUGUUAAAAGAAUGAAAAAAGAAUUCAGUAAAUUAAACAAAAAGCAUAGAAAUAAACUGAAUGUAUCUAUAGAAAUGUGUAAAAAGAACAUAAAUAAAAUUGCUCCACCAGUAACUCCGGAAAAUUUAUAUACUAUUGAAGAUAAUACGCCACAAAUCAUAAAUAAUGAAAAUAGUGAUGAACUCAUAAAUAACUGUGAUGUUAAUAAAAUAAAUGAUGCCGAACAAGUUAUAAGCACUGAUCCUGUAAAAAAUAACAUAACAAAUAAUGUAACAAGUCAUAAAAUUGUAAAUGAAAAUAAUGAAUUACCUCCGCCUAAAGUGGCUUUUGUUAAGAAAAGUACUCUUAUAUACAAACCGCAAGAAAUAAAUAAUGUAACAAUUCCAAAAGAAAAACAUUCAACUGGAGUAGCUGUAAACAAUGAUGAUAUAGAAAUUACUAUAAAAAUAGGAAAUACUCUUACAAGCAUCUGUAUAAAGAAAAAGGACAAUGAUGUACAAUUAAAAAUUAAUUCAGACAGACAAGUUCAGACAUCCCUAGAAAAUUGUAAUGAGAAUAAAAAUGAUACAUCCAAUUCAAAAAUUACCAUUAAUAAUGUGGAAAAUACUGUCCGUUGUGAAAAUACUCCCAAUACAAAUACAGUUUCCAAGAUAAAUAGUGUGAAAAAAACAGUCUCUAAGAAGAACACAGCAUCAGCUGACACAAGCACUGCUCAGUUUGAAAUAACAAAGAGCAUUGGAGAAGAAAUGAUGAAAUCGUUAGACAUUAACCAAGAAAGUAUUAAGAGAACACCAUGCAGAAAUAUACUACAAGAGAAUAAAACUCAGACAGUAUUAAACAAAAUAAGUGAAAUUCCCGAAGAUGCUGAUAUGGAUAUAUUUGAUACUGACUCAAUUAAAGAAGCAAGUGUCGCCUCAAUAAAAUCUGCUAAAAAUACGCCAUCAGCCAUUCUGCCUUCCUUCAGACCAUCGAAAACUAAGACUCCGACAUCCGAUAAAAGGAAUAGGGAAAACGAUUUUGGUGAAAAUCUGCCGUGUAGCAAAAAAAGAAAGAUCACACCAUGCAAAGAUAUUCAAGCAAUCAAUGAAAUGAAAGACAUAGAUAAAUCUAUGGAGCAUGAUCAAGUCAAUGAUGAGGAUUUCUGUGAAAUGUUAGACAACAUAAAUACUAUGGAAUAUGCAAAAACUAAUAUGAAAGAAAUAAACAAAUCUCAGGACAUUAAACAAUUAGAAAAAACACCAACACAAAUAAGUGCUAUAAAUAAUUCCUUUGAUAAUAAAACAUCAAAAGACAAACACAUUGAGAAAUACAGUGAAAAUGUAUUUUCUAUGCUGGAUAAUGAAUCUCAAAUACUGAAAUCAUUUAAUUAUAAGACACAACAAAGUCAAUGUAAUAAAGAUUCUGUUGUAGAAAAGGUAAAUAAUCCCAAAGCGAAUGCAGAUUUAGAUGUUAUGGAGCUUUGCACUCCUGUGCUUGAUGAAGAUUCAGACAAAAGCGUAGUUGAAGAUACACCACAAAAGACAGCAUCUUUCUCUAAAAUACGAAACAAAAACGAAUCAACCGCCAACAGCAAUAAUAUUACUAUGAAAGAAAAUAUAAAACUCAAAGUUCAAAACAGACAAACAGAUAUCGAGGCAGAUAUCAUUAGUUUAUCUGAUACAGUCGGAGAUUCUACAAAAAAUAUUACAGUACUAGAAACAUUACCUCGACCAACAUUGGAGACUCCGGUCACAAUAACAAAAUUUGUGGACCAAAUAAAACAUAAAUCUACGCCCGUAGCAAAAAAAUCACUUAAAUUUAAUAAUGAAAACAGUAUCGGUGACAUCACUAUGUGUCCAAGCUCGUUGGUAGUCGCAAAAACCACACAAGAAAAGGAAUUCUUGAGCAAAGCAUUCGAACAAUCCAUUGAUUCAGAAUGUGUGAGACACAAUGAGAGGUUACUAAAAUUUUGUAUCGCCGGAUCAUGUCUGACCACUGCUGAACAGAGUAAGGUUAAAAUGCUAUGCUCGAAAAGGAAUUGGACAUAUGUUGAAAAAUAUACUAAAGAUUUAACACAUCUUAUUGUUGGUGUGGAUAAAGACAAUAAAGCACAACGAUCUGUUAAAUACAUAUGUGCUAUAGCUAGUGGGAAAUGGAUAAUCACAUAUAAAUGGAUUGAAAAAUGUUUACAAGUAAAUGGUGUGGUAGAUGAGGAACCAUUCGAAGCGUUAGAUGCUUCAGGCGAACCUGGUCCAAGACGCUCUCGUUUGUCGAAACAAAAACUAUUCACCGGCAUCAGCUUCUACUGUAUGCCGCCGUUCAGAGUCAUAGAUGUCGAUACUUUGAAGGACAUCAUCGAGUGUUCGGGCGGCCGCGUGAUUGUUGAUGCCAAGGAGGCCCGGGCGUCUGUCACACCGUCACUGAUGUUAGCCGAACCCGAAAAUACACAAGAGGACCGAUUCAUAUAUCUCGCUGUGGAGCUGGGUGUGGUGCCAAUAAACUACGAAUGGGUGCUCAAUUGUCUUGGAAACUUCUCGUUGGAACCCAUUUACGAACUAUUAUUAUGUCCGGCCUCUCUGUUGCCGCCGAUCGUUGCAAAAUGGCCGCCAGAACUUAUAUCACAUGAUGUUGAAUAA
Molecule: messenger RNA, 3399 nt
Organism: Danaus chrysippus (African queen)
Lineage: Eukaryota; Metazoa; Arthropoda; Insecta; Lepidoptera; Nymphalidae
Source: the annotation of a GenBank genome assembly